Clonostachys solani is the source of this 1902-nucleotide messenger RNA. The record is from the annotation of a GenBank genome assembly. NCBI's taxonomy places the organism in Eukaryota, Fungi, Ascomycota, Sordariomycetes, Hypocreales, Bionectriaceae.
AUGGACCCAAACGAGCUGGCAGCCAUGGCAACUCCUGCGAGCACAUCGGACGCCGAGUCCACCUUCAAGCGCAAGCUGUCCGUCGAGUCCGACGAGAUGGGCGCCAUCCAGCAGAGGAAAACAAGAAAGAGAAUCCCCAGCGAGCAAUGGGAGGCCAAGCGCCCCAUCAUCACCAAACUAUACCAGGUCGAAAAGCGGUCACUCAAGGAAGUAAUGGAGAUCCUGGAGCGCGAUUAUGGCUUCGAGGCAACUGUAAAAAUGUACAAGUCCCGUAUCUGGAAAUGGGGCCUGGAUAAGAAGCUCAAGAGCGAUGAGGUCUUGGCCAUCCUUCUCCUCAAGCACGAGCGGGAUGCGCAGCGCAAGCCCUCGCAGUUCACCAUCCGAGGUCAGGCUGUUGAUCUCGAUAACAUUAACCGUUAUGUGAAGCGCAACCCUCUCCUCCUCACACGUCUACGGGCGGGCCACCAGCCCAGUGUCCAGACCUCGAAUGAGGUCAGCUGCUUCACACCUCCUCCAAGCCCCACCCGAUCACUGCCACCGCCCGGCGAGUUCCAUCGCAUGGAUGAGUUGAUGCGGCUUUUCCGUGACUAUGUCGACGGCUCACUUGCAAGUUUUGCCUGGAGCUGGCAGUAUGACGUCUCAUGUACCGGGCGCCUUCCUGGAGACCGCAGUGCCGACCUAUUUGAUCGCGUCAUGGCCAGCUUCGCCCUGGUGAACCGAUGCCUGAAGAAGGGAGACAACAUUUCAGUCAACAGUUUGCUAAGCCCGGCAUUCGAGUCCCUCAAGGAGAUUGUGGCUGCCGAGAGCCCCAUCUUCAUUGUCAGAACCGUCUGUCUCCUUUGGUACCUGGAGCAGCACCACAAGAAUGACCUGCUGAAACUGGUCCUGGACUACCUGGGCAAACUCAUCCCCAUCAUGCUCGGGCAGUAUCACAUGCUUGCUCGGAUCUGGCAGAUUCUAGGGUCGACCCACUUUGCAGACUACAACGAUCUAUCCAUGAGACUAUACGCCUUGCUGGUUCCCAUGAUGGAGCACCGCAUCGGCCCUGCCAAUGAACUCACAACGAUCCUCUACGGUGACCACAUUGACUGUGUUUUCCAGCGGAAGCAAUCUUCCGGCGAAGUUCUAGAGUUGGCAACCAGAUACCGAGACAAGGUCGAUUCUACUGGCCAACGCCACUACUGGCUCCUCGACCUUGUCAUCACGCAGACGGCCGUGCUCUGUGCCAAGAAGGAGAGCGAGGGCGAUAUCGGUGGGGCCAUGAACCAUCUUCAGACUCUCAAAUACUACCCUCUUAGCGACGAGCAGGAGGCCAUGGUUGAUAUCCAGAUGGGCAACUACAGCUUCCGUCUGGCGGACAACAAGAGCGCCAUUGCCGCGUACCGACGAGCAGCCCGCCUGGCCAUGAAGCCAGGCGGCGACGAGCGACUCCUGACCACGUGCCUGACCAACCUGGAAACAGCACUCGCCAAGGACGGCUGGAGCUACGAUGCGGCCCGCGUGCGCGACCUGCGACUACGACGCAUCGAGUGGUUCGCCGCCGACACCACCGAGUUCGCGGCCAAGCCAGCCCUCUACGACCAGGCCGCCGCGUCCUUCCCGGCCAUGACCUCUUUCAGCGAGGGCCUGGGCCAGCCUGGAAACUCGCGGCCAGGCGAUGACUCAUGGGUCUGGCAGGAGACCUUGGGCUGCGGGGAUGUGGCGAAGGACAUCGUUGCCAGCAACCCCGUGGACCCCGGCGUGCGAGACCUGGGAUAUCCAGUCGUCUCUGCUCCCUGGACCGAAGGUCCCACCGCAUGCCACCCGGCCAUGGUGGUCCCCUCCAACACGGUGACAACUGUUCACUACCCGAGCCUGAGCCCCCCGGCGACGACUCCUUGGGUGACGAGCGUCUAUCGAUGA